This is a messenger RNA of Eucalyptus grandis, 357 nucleotides long. RefSeq names its product acyl carrier protein 2, mitochondrial-like. The coding region runs from base 1 to 357 and encodes 118 amino acids. NCBI's taxonomy places the organism in Eukaryota, Viridiplantae, Streptophyta, Magnoliopsida, Myrtales, Myrtaceae. Gene Ontology annotation, cellular component: mitochondrion. The transcript has 2 exons. Gene Ontology annotation, biological process: fatty acid biosynthetic process. The record is from RefSeq and is a predicted model, not a curated record. Gene Ontology annotation, molecular function: acyl carrier activity; acyl binding.
AUGCCCCUCCAUCUCCGCCGACGCUCCACAGGUUGCCUCCGUGCCCUCGACUCCGACGCCGACACCCCUCCGCCUCCGCCUCCGCCCCGGACGCCGUUGCCGAUGCCCUUCUGCCUCCGCCCCCAGGCCCCUCCCCUUCCUCUCCUCCGUCGCCAACUCCGUCACGUCUCACUGUUCCAGGUGACUCCUGAUGUGCAUUUCCAAAAUGAUUUGGGUCUAGAUAGCUUGGACAACGUAGAGAUUGUAAUGGCACUGGAAGAAGAAUUUAAGCUUGAAAUCUCAGAUUUGGAAGCUGAUAAAAUUGACUCCUGUCGUCUUGCUAUUGAGUACAUCUACAACCAUCCUAUGGCUGGUUAA